Molecule: messenger RNA, 621 nt
Organism: Acomys russatus (golden spiny mouse)
Lineage: Eukaryota; Metazoa; Chordata; Mammalia; Rodentia; Muridae
Product: small proline-rich protein 2I-like
Exons: 2
Coding region: 86-277 (63 amino acids)
Cellular component (GO): cornified envelope
Source: RefSeq, a predicted model, not a curated record
AGAGGUCCUUUGCUGCAUGACUGCAGACUCCUGCCACUCAAGUCCUGGUCUGCUUUGGAGAACCUGAUCCUGAGACUUCAGCACGAUGUCUUACCAACAGCAGCAGUGCAAGCAGCCAUGCCAGCCUCCUCCUGUGUGCCCACCCACAAAAUGCCCAGAGCCUUGUCCUCCCCCAAAGUGUCCUGAGCCAUGUCCUCCUCAGCCAUGCCAGCAGAAAUGCCCUCCUGUGCAACCUCCUCCACCAUGCCAGCAGAAGUGCCCACCCAAGAGCAAGUGAUGGCUCCAGCAGUCAUCAGGAGCAGCGGAAGAGAAGGGAAUCCAUAUCACGUACUUCCGUAGGAGCACCUCCAUCUUCCCUUGAGAGCCUCCCAUGGAUGCACAGGAAUCUUCAGCACCCUUCACCCUAGUUGUGCCUGUGAUGACUCCUGACAGGGAAAGCGUUUCCAUGACGUUGCUCUGCUCUGUUGUCAACGGGAUGCUGAGGAUGCUCCUUCUUCAGUGCCUCAGUGUCCCAGGUGCUCAGGGGGAAGAGUUGCAGCAGUCCACCUGUGCCUAGGGAACGUUUUCCAAAUAUGGCUGUCAUUUUCAUGUGGUAGCUGUCACUGUUAAUUAUUUCCUGAA